This is a messenger RNA of Gossypium arboreum, 1208 nucleotides long. RefSeq lists its product as uncharacterized. The coding region runs from base 45 to 1208 and encodes 387 amino acids. The transcript has a single exon. Lineage: Eukaryota; Viridiplantae; Streptophyta; Magnoliopsida; Malvales; Malvaceae. The record is from RefSeq and is a predicted model, not a curated record.
AACUAUCACACCUACAAACUUACAUAGAAAGAAAGGAGAGAGAGAUGGAAGUUCUUCCACAUUUUAGCCAUGUUCAUCCUCUGGUUUUCAAUGAUGGGAGAAGCCACAAAAGUGAGGAGGUUUAUUGUUGUGCAUGUGGGGAGUUGGUGUUAGGUCCAAGGUUUAGUUGCGUGGAUUGUGGGUUUCAUCUUGACAAGAACUGUGCUGAGGCACCUGUUGAGAUGAACCACCCUUUUCAUCGUAAACAUAACCUUAAGCUUAUGACAAGCUCUCCAUAUGUUAAAGGUAACCCUGUUUGUGGUUUCUGCAAUAAUAUAUGUGAGAAGUUUGUUUAUCAUUGUUCUUGUAAUUUAGUCUUUCACAUCAAAUGUGCUUUUCUAUCAUAUAAAUUUCUUGUAAAAAACUUUAGAGAGCUUGUUCAUCAAGACAAACCCAUCUCUUCUGAAUGUCAUUAUCAAGAACUCGAAAGAGUUCAAUGUUUUGCAUGUCAAAAGCCCUUACUAGAGUCUGAUUACAUUUCUCAUGAAUCUAGAUUUUACCUGCAUAAGAAAUGCUUUGAGUUACCUUUAGAAAUUAGUCACCUUUCCCACCGUUACCAUUCUCUUUUCUUACAAUUUAACAAUGAUCACCUCCCUUGCCAAAUAUGCCAAGAAACCCAACAUCAAGGAUUGAUUUAUUGUUGUUUGAUUUGCAAGUUUGUCCUUCACAUUGAAUGUGUGUCACCACCACCCAUUAUUGAGGAUCCAAGUAUUCAUGAACACCCAUUCACUAGGUGUUUAAGAGAAUUGUCAUUCAAUUGUGAUGCAUGUGGCACUUUAGGAAACUAUAUUUCUUAUAAUUGCUCAACAUGUAGCUUAAUGGUCCAUAAAAAAUGCAUUUCAUUGCCACGCUUCAUUAAAAGCGUAUUGCACGACCAUCCUAUUUCUCAUAAAUACUUUGUGGUAGACAAUGAGUGUACAACACAUGAUUGUCUACAUUGUCACGAGGAGGUGAACAUGGCUUGUGGGAGUUACAAUUGCUCUAAGUGCAAGUUCAUUAUCCAUGUGAAUUGUGCACUACAGAAGGCUCAAUGGUAUUACAAAAUAGAGUCAAAAGAUGAUUUUGAUAAGCUACUUAAAGAAUUGUUGGAGGUGGGUACUAUGAAUCCAAGCUUUUCUAUUCGUAAAAUGAUCAAAGUUGGAGAGAAAAUGAUUGUUAGAAUUAAGUGA